Molecule: messenger RNA, 2578 nt
Organism: Ylistrum balloti
Lineage: Eukaryota; Metazoa; Mollusca; Bivalvia; Pectinida; Pectinidae
Product: probable maltase
Exons: 10
Coding region: 91-2076 (661 amino acids)
Biological process (GO): carbohydrate metabolic process
Source: RefSeq, a predicted model, not a curated record
AACACAUUGCGUCAGACAAGGGCGAGACACACAAGCAAACAGUGGCUCGCUGGUGAGAUUGUAGCUAAAGCGAUAACUAGAAACACUACAAUGGCCGAGACUAACUCCUUAGAUGAAGAAAAGAAGGGCCUGACUGAUAUGAACGAUUCUGCGACUGUAGAAAUAGACCAAGAUGACUCGACGGUGAAAUUUCUCAAUGGCGGCAAGGGCAUCGACGCGAAAGCAGAUAGCGGGUCGGGUGAUAUAUCUUUCACUGGUCUUGGGAAAGAAGAAUUAAUGAAAUAUGCCGACGAUCCAUUUUGGAAGAAGGUCAGAAUCUGUCUGUUCGUCCUGUUUUGGGUAGGAUGGGUUGCCAUGUUGGUUGCAGCAAUUGUCAUUAUCGUACUGGCUCCUCGCUGUCCGUACCGCCCGGACUCGAAAUGGUACGACGAAAAUACAAUGUAUCAAGUCUACCCCAGAUCGUUCAAGGACAGUUCCAAAAGCCAGAGUACAGAUCCUUCAGCAGGAGUAGGAGAUCUCGAAGGCCUCUCCAGCAAAUUGCCUUAUCUCAAAGAACUUGGAAUGAAGUCGCUGUAUAUCAGUUCUUUCUUCAAGUCUGGAAAUCAGGACCAUGGCAUGGAUGUGGUUGACCACAAAGACAUUGAUUCUAUCUUUGGCACUCUGGACCAGUUCAAAGCCAUACGCAAAGAAACCAAAAAUGAGUUACGUAUCAUCUUGGACUUUAUUCCUAAUCAUACUAGCCGUAACCACACUUGGUUUGAGAUGAGCAAGAAGAAAGACGCAAAAUACAAAGAUUUUUAUGUUUGGGCUUCAUGCACACCAACCACCAAGCCUAACAACUGGUUGAGUGUGUAUGGUGGAUCUGCUUGGGAGUAUGAUGAAGAGCGCAAGGAGUGCUACUAUCACACAUACCUGAAGGAAGAGCCAGACCUCAACCUUGCAAACCCAGAUGUGUUGAAGGAAAUGGAUGCUAUCCUGCGCUUUUGGUUGGACUUGGGAGUGGAUGGAUUCAAUGUCAUUGGAGCACAACACUUGGUAGAGUCCAAUAACACUGCUAACGAAACAUUGAGUGGUCUUCCUGUGGCUGCUACUGAUUAUGCAUAUUUGGACCAUACUCUCACACGCAACCAACCAGAGUCUAUUGCCCUCAUUAAUAGGUGGAGAUCUGUUGCUGAUAGCUAUGCUACAAAACCAGGAAAGGAAAAGAUGUUGAUGGUAGCAGCAUCAGGAACCAUGAAUGAAACUAGCUUAUAUUAUGGCACAUCUGACAAGAAGGGGGCUAACUUCGUUCUUACAUCUCCUGUUGACUUCUCAAGAUCUGUCACAGCAUAUGAAAUAGAGUUGAGGGUCCGCGAGUUUAUCGAGGCUGGCCAAGUCAAAAGGGCAUGGUCUUAUGGGAACCAAGACGAGUCUCGUCUAGCCACAAAGGCUGGGAGGAAGAUGGUAAAGGCCAUGUUUGCCCUCCAGAUGUUGUUGCCUGGCAUACCAGUAAACUACUAUGGCAAUGAAAUUGGUAUGGAGAAUGGCAACAUCCCUUACCAAGACAGACAGGACUUCCUUAUGAAAGAUGUAUCAUUGGUUAAUUAUGAUCAGAGCAAGAGCAGAGACCCCUUCCGCACACCUAUGCAGUGGACUAGUGGCCUGAAUGCUGGUUUCUCUGAAAACAAACCAUGGCUGCCAGUCAAUUCUAAUUCAGUUGAUACAGUCAAUGUAGAGACUGAAAAUGCAUACUUCAGUGACAGAAACAUGGAUGAGACUCAGCUGUAUGCAUUCAGAAAUUUGUCAGGAAUCCGAGAGAAGGAAUCUUUCCAGUGGGGCAAGACUACCAUAGGAACUGUACAAGACAGUCUGUGGUUCAAACGUCAUGCUGAAGGAUUCCCAGGCUUUGUUGUUCUUAUCAACCUUGGCUCCUCGAGCCAGACGGUGAAGAUGAACAAGGUUGCAAGUGUGCCAGCACAGGUGGAACUUGUCUUCCACUCCCAGUACAAGAUCACAGAGAUGGAAAAGAACCUUGACUUCAAUGAGAAGUCUGUUUCCAUAAAUCCUGGCCAAGUCCUUGUUUUCCAAUUCGAAUAGAUUAUAAAAGACUGAAGCUUGUGUCAAUUUUUUAUCAAAAUUUUGAAUUUAACUGUGUGAUAUAAAUAAAUGAUAUGGAUAAAUUUUAAAGUACGGAAAAUUAAUGAAAACUUGCAUAAAUGAAUCUCGCAUUUUAAUGUUGUAACUCUAUACAUCAGACCUUGAAGAGAGCUUUGUGUUUUCAAUAUGAUAAGGUACAUUUGCAUUGAGAAAUCAAAAUACUUGGUCUUUAAUAGUAAUCUUAAACUGUUUGAUUUGAAAUUGACAUGUGCUUUUGAUCAUUUACCCCUAACACUUUCCUUAUCCGGUUAAGAAAUAAAUACACUGACUGCAUGAUAACCCUGCAGGGAAGGAAAGGUCGGUUGUAUCUUUGCUAUCAGCACAAAAAUAAUUCCUAAAUUUUGAACCAUAACCUGUCAAACAGAACAUGUAGUUAUGGAUGCACACAUUUGGUUAUUGAAAUGAAAAUGAAAUCCAGUUAAAUAAAAUUAUUAACAUCUAA